AAAAUCAUUAACGAAAAAUGCAACACUGUAUGACAUAUGACAAACGACGCCAUUUGUUUCAGCGCUAAACACACGUCUUCCGUAAAGAAAUAUUUAAAUUAUUUGUUUUGUUUGUUGAGCCCGUUAAGAUCUAAAAAGUACAAAAUCAAAAUGAUAUGUAGAGCUUGCAUGACUUCGACAGCUCCUGAGUAUAUUGAAAUGCAAUCACAGUUAACGGAUGAACUCUCUUAUUUUGAUGUGUUUGCGACCAGUACACAGUUAAUGGCUACCACUGGCGAUGAUUUACCGGCAACGUUGUGUCUGAAAUGCUUCACAACUUUAGAGACUACAUAUAAAUUUAUUGAUCAGGCACGCAAAAGCGAUUGGAUAUUGCGCAAAAAAGUGGAACUACUCAAAAAGCAAAAUGCUGAAUAUAUAGAUGAAGUUGAAGUGUGCGGAAUUGAAGAAUUGCAUGCAGAUGAGGUACAAAGUAUUGAAUAUAUGGAAAUAGAUAAAAUAAAUGAAGAGGAAGGUUUUGAGAAAAACAUCGAAACUGUCGAAGCGAACACUUUGAUAGAUGUAAAUGGCCUUGAGGAGAAUGAUGAACAAUAUUUGAUUGAAUAUGAUUCUGACCUAUCGCAAAAGUAUACUGGAAGCGCGCGUAAAUGGAAGUGUAUCGAAUGCAAAAUGAUUUUACGUGGUGACGUAUCCUAUGAGGGACAUAUGAAUUAUCAUAAAAAUAUACGUCCUUAUUCAUGCAUAAUAUGCGAAAAUUAUUUUCGUUCCAAAGUCGCCUUAGAUAAACAUAUUUUAAUGUAUCACAAUUGCGAAGAAGAAGGUGUAGAACAAGAAAUAUAUAUGGCGGAUGCAAUAAAUAUUACGGAAAGUGUAGAAAUUUUAGAAACAUCUCCAUCUAUAGAGAAUGUACAAGCCGAAUAUUAUGUAGGAGAAAGUUCGGAAAGUAACGAAUGUUAUGAAAAGUUAAAUAGUACUGAUGUGGAGGAAUAUAGUGAUCAAGAGCCCGAUCAAAAUCAGUUUGGAAAAAGUUACAAUUGCAAUAUUUGCAAAAUCAAAUACAGAUCUGAAUCGUAUUUGAAAGAACAUUACAAAACGCAUUUGAAUUCAUUUCACGUUUGCUAUAUAGAAACCUGCGCUAAGAACUUUUCAUCGGCAGCAAGUUUACGAAAUCAUAUAUGUACUGAUCACCCAGACGAGGUUUCAACUUCAAAAUUCGAGACAAAUAAUGAUGCUGUUGCUACUUGUCCCAUAUGCAAUAAAAAGUUAUUAAGCAAAAAUCUAGAAAAGCAUAUCAUUUUGCACAAGAAGAAAGAAGCAGAAGAAAUGUCUAACACGCCAAAGUUUUUGUGUGCUUAUUGUCCUCGCGAAUUUAAAAGUCAAAAAUCCCUCAAUCAACAUGAGAAAUGUCACAUAGGCCAAAAACCCGAUGUUGCUUAUCCAUGUCUCGAAUGCAAUAAAGAGUAUAAUACGGAGUACCUGUUGGAGCAGCAUCGCAAGCAAGCGCAUAAGGAGAGAGAAUUUCAAUGCAAGAUUUGUGGUAAUAGUUUUAAGCUAAAAAAUCAAUUGAUGAACCAUUUGAAAUUGCAUCUCGAGAAGAAUAUAGAAUGUCCGCAUUGCGACAAAAAGUAUGCUCGCCAUUUCGACUUAAAUGUGCACCUACGCACUCAUACUGGAGAGCUGCCUUAUGCAUGUCAUAUGUGUGAUAAGCGUUUUGCAAUCAAAGUACGUCUUACAUAUCAUAUACAAAAGCAUAUGGGUGUGAAGCAUCCCUGCAAGGAAUGUGGGGCUGAGUUCAAUUCUAAACAGAAACUUAAAGCACAUUCCUUUAAGCACACAGGCAUGCCGUAUCGCUGUGAAUUCUGCGAGGAUCAUGGUUUUGCAAAUCGUGAUGUUUUUAAGCGCCAUCUACUGCGUGUGCAUAAUAGUACCAUGUCUGAUGAUGAUUUGGUAAAAAUGUUUAAACGUAAUACCGGAAAAUCGACACGUAUCACAACUGUUCAAGAGAUAGUCAAGCGAUGAUGUUAUAAAUAAUUUUUUGCUUAAAUAUUUAGUAAUAAUCUUGUGAUCAUUGUUAUUAUAGCUUCGCUAAUUCGCUAUUAAUUAUUAGUCAAUAAUUAGCAGAUAAGUUUUUGUUUGUACCUCGGCAUUAUUUAUUAGUUUUAAUUGCAAUAU
Teleopsis dalmanni is the source of this 2169-nucleotide messenger RNA. RefSeq names its product zinc finger protein 260-like. The transcript is spliced from 5 exons. Gene Ontology annotation, cellular component: nucleus. Gene Ontology annotation, biological process: regulation of transcription by RNA polymerase II. Gene Ontology annotation, molecular function: RNA polymerase II cis-regulatory region sequence-specific DNA binding; DNA-binding transcription activator activity, RNA polymerase II-specific; zinc ion binding. The record is from RefSeq and is a predicted model, not a curated record. Lineage: Eukaryota; Metazoa; Arthropoda; Insecta; Diptera; Diopsidae. The coding region runs from base 37 to 2016 and encodes 659 amino acids.